Molecule: messenger RNA, 1333 nt
Organism: Myotis lucifugus (little brown bat)
Lineage: Eukaryota; Metazoa; Chordata; Mammalia; Chiroptera; Vespertilionidae
Product: zinc finger protein 239-like
Exons: 1
Coding region: 37-1221 (394 amino acids)
Biological process (GO): regulation of transcription by RNA polymerase II; central nervous system development
Cellular component (GO): nucleus
Molecular function (GO): RNA polymerase II cis-regulatory region sequence-specific DNA binding; DNA-binding transcription factor activity, RNA polymerase II-specific
Source: RefSeq, a predicted model, not a curated record
UGUCAGCAUCUGGGGUGAGUUUUCAAAGGAGAAAAAAUGAUUACACCAGGAAAGAAUGUAAGAAAGCCUUUGGCUGUAACCCAAACACUUGCUCAGGACCAUGGUGUCUGUACUGGAGUACAGUGUUUUACGUGCCGUGAAUGUGAAAAAUAUUUUACAAAAAUCUCUGAUCUCCUUAAUCAUCAGAAAGUUCACACAGGAGAAAGGCCAUACGAGUGCAGUGAAUGUGGAAAAUGCUUUAGACAACACUCCAACCUUAUUCUACACCAUCGAGUUCAUUCUGCAGGAAAGUCUCAUGAGUGUGGCAAAUGUGGGAAAUCCUUUAGCCAAAGUGCAAGCCUCAUUCAACACCAGAGAGUUCACACUGGAGAAAAGCCGUAUGAGUGUGGCGAAUGUGGGAAAUCCUUUAGCCACAGUAAAAGCCUCAUUCAACACCAGAGAGUUCACACUGGAGAAAAGCCGUAUGAGUGUGGCGAAUGUGGGAAAUCCUUUAGCCAUAGUGCAGGCCUCAUUCAAUACCGGAUAGUUCACACUGGAGAAAAGCCGUAUGAGUGUGGCGAAUGUGGGAAAUCCUUUAGCCACAGUGCAGGCCUCAUUCAACACCAGAGAGUUCACACUGGAGAAAAGCCGUAUGAGUGUGGCGAAUGUGGGAAAUCCUUUAGCCAAAGUUCAAGCCUCGUUCAACACCAGAGAGUUCACACUGGAGAAAAGCCAUAUGAGUGUAGUGAAUGUGGAAAAUAUUUUACCAGAAUCUCUGGCCUUUAUCGUCAUCAGAGACUUCACACUGGAGAAAGGCCUUAUGAGUGCAGUGAAUGUGGGAAAUCUUUUAUCACGAAGUAUCACUUGCGUUGUCAUCAGAGAUGUCACACUGGGGAAAGACCUUAUGAGUGCAGUGAAUGUGGGAAAUCUUUUAUCAAUAGCUCUGGCCUCCGUUGUCAUCAGAGAUUUCACACUGGAGAAAGGCCUUAUGAGUGCAAUGAAUGUGGAAAGUCUUUUAUCACUAGCCCUGGCCUCCGUUAUCAUCAGGGAUUUUAUACUGGAGAAAGGCCUUAUAAUUGUAGUGACUGUGGGAAAGCUUUUACUCGUAGCAGUGCUCUCCGUUAUCAUCAGAGAGUUCACACUGGAGAAAGGCCUUUUGAAUGCAGCGAAUGUGGGAAAUCAUUUACCAGGAACAGUCACUUGCGUUGUCAUCAGAGAGUUCACAUGAGUAAGGCCUUAUGAUUGCAGCAAAUGUGGGAAAUCUUUUACCAAAAACAGUCACUUGUGUUGUCAUCAGAGAGUUCACACUGAAGGAAGUUUUUAUUUUUUUAAAAUAUAUUUUAUUGAUUUUUUA